Messenger RNA from Entrophospora sp. SA101, 588 nucleotides. The record is from the annotation of a GenBank genome assembly. Lineage: Eukaryota; Fungi; Glomeromycota; Glomeromycetes; Entrophosporales; Entrophosporaceae.
AUGAGGCCCUCAAACAAUGUAUUGCAGAAAUUACAUUACGUCUCACAGAUAAAAUCAAUGAUAGAUGCCAAUGAGGCAACCCAGUGUACUUUCAUUGAAUCUAUAUUACAUGCAUCAAUUGCCAUUGCAAGAAGGGAUACCAAUAAAGAAAUAGAUAUCUUGUAUCAGUUGGAUAUUUCUGGUGAAGAGGCAACAUGUCAAGUGGAUUAUGCUAUUAGUGAGAUGGAAGAUCUCUUAUGUAUCACUGAAGGGAAACCACAAUAUAAAAAUAGGAAUAUAAAGCAACUUGAGUGCUCCUUCCACGAAAACAAAAAACGAAUGGCAGAUCAAGCAUUUAAUAAUAAUGGAUAUGAUUUUCUUUAUGGUAUCAUUUCCACUGCUACGGAAUUGCAUUUCAUUAUGUUCGUGUUAUAUUGUACAAGUAAAACAGAUUACCUGAUAGACAUCUCAAAAAAUGCACUAAAGGGGGGGCAAGAAAGUUUGCUGGAUAGUAUAAAACAAAUUAUUGGGAUAAUUAUUGGAUUGUUAAAAGAUAGGAUAAUGGCAUGUGAUGAACCUGAGAUCAGUCUUCGGCUGAGAAAUCCAUAA